Patiria miniata (bat star) is the source of this 2129-nucleotide messenger RNA. Its product is annotated as aromatic-L-amino-acid decarboxylase-like. Bases 161 to 1984 code for a protein of 607 amino acids. Gene Ontology annotation, molecular function: pyridoxal phosphate binding; carboxy-lyase activity. The record is from RefSeq and is a predicted model, not a curated record. The transcript has 12 exons. NCBI's taxonomy places the organism in Eukaryota, Metazoa, Echinodermata, Asteroidea, Valvatida, Asterinidae. Gene Ontology annotation, biological process: amino acid metabolic process.
UGGGCGUCCGUGACCCGUCUCUGCAGCUCAGUCCGAUAUGGUAAAUUUGAGGUUGAUGCUGCUCACGUAAAAAGGCCGCUGGAUACGUCCGGCUCAUUUCAGGUUCAGUCAACACAGAACAAGGUAUACCCAGACUGAAACUAAAGAAUUUCUUUCAAGUAUGGAGGGCGAUGAGUUCCGACGUGCUGCCGGCGAGGUGGCUAAUUUUAUCGUGGACUACCUGAAGGACGUCAAGGACCGUCCCGUGCUACCCUCCGUGGAGCCAGGCUACCUGCACAAACUGUUACCUGCGAACGCGCCUCAGCAACCCGAGGCGUGGCAGGACAUCAUGACGGACGUACAAGACAAGAUCCUACCAGGGAUGACCCACUGGCAGCAUCCUCAUUUCCACGCCUACUUCCCCGGUGGUAACUCCUAUCCAUCGAUGCUGGGCGAGUUCCUCGCAGCAGGUCUUGGCGCCAUCAGCUUUACCUGGAUCGCCUGUCCCGUCAUGACGGAGUUGGAGACGGUCAUGGUUGACUGGGUGGGACGCAUGAUGGGUCUUCCCAAGGAACUGCUACCGUACACCGAGGGGGGUAAAGGGGGAGGUGUCAUCCAGGCCUCAUCUAGUGAGUGUACCCUUGUGUGUAUGUUUGCAGCAAGAACCAAAACCAUCACUGCCUUGAAGGAGACCCACCCAGGAGAAGAUGACUGCAUCCUGCUGUCCAAGCUGGUGGCUUAUUUCUCAGAAGAGGCUCAUUCGUCGGUGGAGAAGGCAGCGAACAUUGCCUUCGUGAAGAGACGUAUUUUGCCGACUGACGAUAAGUUUUCGCUUCGCGGGAAGACUCUCCGUGAAGCUGUUGAGAAGGAUAUCGCAAGUGGAAUGGUUCCAUUCUUUGUCUGUACAACUAUCGGAACAACAGGCAGUGCAGCCGUGGACAACAUUGAGGAGAUCGGGCAAGUCUGCGCAGAGAAGGACCUAUGGCUUCACGUGGACGGCGCCUACGGUGGUAACGCACUUAUCUGCCCGGAGUACAGAUAUCUACUCAAAGGGUUCCAGUAUGUGACGUCUUUCAACUACAAUCCCAUUAAGUGGAUGCACGUGGGUAUGGACUGCUCUGUCAUGUGGGUGAGAAACAAGUACUUGUUAGUGGAAGCACUCUCCAUCAACCGCAUCUACUACAUGGAAGAUGAACACGAGAAACACCUGCUGGACUACAGGAACUGGACAAUCCCAUUAAGCCGGCGAUUCCGAUCACUGAAACUGUGGUUCGUUAUCAGGACGUAUGGCGUGGAAGGACUGCAGGAGUACAUACGAUCACAUGUGGCCUUAGCCAAGAUGUUCGAGUCCUGGGUGCGUGCGGAUGAUAGGUUCGAGGUUGUCGGCACUGUUGAGUUCGGCCUGGUGUGCUUCAGGCUCAAGGGGGAGAACAACUUGACAGAAUUCCUCCUUCAACGGAUCAACCAGUCUGGCAAGGCCCACAUGGUUCCCACCUCCCUCAAAGGGAAAUACGUCAUCCGUUUCACCCCCUCCAACUGGCACUACUCAGAGGAGAUCACCAAGAAAACCUGGGACAUCGUCACGGGCUUCGCCGAGGUGGUGCUCCGCAAGCAUCAAGAGGCGGUCCAGCGGUUCAAGUGGCUUCUGACCAAGUACAAGGACUACGCCCGGGCAAGGCGGGAGUCGUUGGGCGCCGAGGAGGUCUUUGGUAAAGAGGAGGACCAGUCGUGGACUGGGGUCCUGCGCAAGAUAGGGUACCGCACCAGCUCCUCCGAGGAGCCCGAGGAGCCCGAGGAGAUUGAGACGCCGCCGCGGUGCCGGUUCUCCCUCGGCGAUGUCCCGGAGGAUUCCCCGCUGGACGAAGUCGUCGCGGAGAACUUGCCGGUCUUUUCCGACGAUCGCCCGGCGGUAGUGAGACGAAACAGUUCCUUCCAGUCGCUGAGCCUUCAGUAUGAUGAACCGACCACAUUACCCAAACAACCCAGCGAAACACUCUUUUCGUAGAUUAAACAUGAAACGUGCCUGACUGGCCAACCACCUCUGUGUUGUGUUUUCACACGCAAAACCAACAUUCUUAAUAUAGGUUUUCUCGGUCAAUUUCGGCAAAUGAGCAGCCAAUUUAAUUUUCGUGCGUUCGAAUUGAAGCUAU